Messenger RNA from Paramecium octaurelia, 725 nucleotides. The record is from the annotation of a GenBank genome assembly. NCBI's taxonomy places the organism in Eukaryota, Ciliophora, Oligohymenophorea, Peniculida, Parameciidae.
AAUAUCAUAUAAGAGAAAUAUGACCCUUUAGAAUUGAAAAGUAAAUCAUUAAGCCAUCGAUGAAAAAGGAGGAUGGAUACAAUUAGAGUUGAUGAGUAUUAUUAAGGAUCUUUUAGGAUAAUAUCAAUUAGAAGGGAAUAGUACUGAACAUAGAUUCAGAAACUAUCAAAAAUUCGAAAAGGAGAAUGAAGAAUACUAUCCCAAAGUCAGGUCAAAGACUACUCUUUAAAAUUUAAACGAAAAAGUAGAUGAUAUAGGCGAUAAAUCAUAAAGAGAUGAAACAUUUGGCCUAUCAAUAAAUUACUUGCCACGAUACAUGAGAUAAUAUAGGUGUUGUAACUAUCUUAAUAAAAUAUCUAAUCUAAAUGGAGAUAUUAUCUCUAGUAGGGUUACUAAAAUAAGCACUUUUAAAAUUUUAACAAUAAAUCAAUUGACAAGAAAGAGUUAUAUUUGGUAAAUGGGAGGAAAGACUUAAAUUAGAAGGUAAAUAUUAUUGCAAAAAUGAUGCAAGGGAAAUAAAAGGCUAUAGAUAAGUGAAGAAAAGGAUUUCAUACUGGGAUAAGCAACUAACUCCUAAAAUGACCAAUAUUAAUUGAGAUUUAUAGCAUUUGAAAAGGCUUGUGGAUAAGAAGCUAAAGGCAUAAUACAAGAGUUUGCAUUGUUAUGAAGGGAAGUUAGACCGAAUUUAUCUAAGAUCAUUAAUGUUCUUCUCUAGGAUUAUUUAG